AUGCGAUCAUCAAUCUCAUUUUCAGUUUUAUUCACUCUUCUCCUCCCGCUGGCCGGACUUCCACUGACUUUCGCUGCUCCUCUUCUUCCUUCUACCAUUUCUACUCGACUGGUCGCUAGGAACACUCCUGAGUCCAGUUCUUCAUCACUUGGAUCAACUGACUCGGCAGCUCAAUCUACGAUCGAUACAUCUUUACCCGAAUCGACUGGUUCCGCAGCUGGAUCCACUUCCGAUACAUCUUCAUCGGCUACAAUCACAGAUGAUUCACCAUCUUCUGUCACUAUUCCUUCUGAAACAGAGACUUUACCUACAGAGACCAAUCAGUCUUCAUCUUCCGAAAGUCUGACUUCUGUCCAGUCAACUUCUACACAUUACAAUACCGUCGUAGCUACCAAAACUGAAUCUGUUCCUGGAACUAAUGGAUUGCCGACUGGUCCUUCAAUUACUGCCUCUUCCGACGCUUCUGCAACUGGAGAAGAAUGCGACGACACAAGUACAGCUGCACCGACUCCGACUACCGAUCAAGCCUCAGUUCCUACCAAUUCAGCUGAAGAAGAAUGCGAUGAUGAGAGUUCGGUCGCUCCUACCCCAACCACUGAUCAAGCCUCAGUUCCUACCAAUUCAGCUGACGAAGACUGCGAUGAUGAAAGUUCAGUCGCUCCCACCCCAACCACUGAACAGGCUUUUAUCCCUUCCGAUACUUCUUCAGCCGGAUGUGAUCAAUGUAGUCAAGAAGCAACUGAUACCUCGCCUGGAAGUACGGGCAAUGCUGGGCUUCCUACCGAUGACGCUACCUCUGCUCCAUCCGCGCCAGCUACUUCUGCUCCAUCCGUACCGGCGACCUCUGCGCCUUCCGCGCCGGAUACCUCUGCACCCUCAGUCCCCGCUACUUCAGCACCAUCAGUCCCCGCUACUUCAGCACCAGCUACUUCAGCACCAGCUACUUCAGCACCAUCAGUACCAGCUACUUCCCUCGGCAGUGCUUCUGCAACCGGAGAUUCUACAGGCGAAGGCGGUUCUGCGACAUCCCAAGGGUCUACCCUUGCUCCUACUCCGGACGUUCCCUCAUACUCCGCUCCUUCAAGUUCAGUAACCUCCACGCAAGACUGCUUCACUUGUGGCGCGUCAGGAAGUACAACUGAAGCCGGUGCACCCAUCACCCAAUUGCCCUCCGAGGCCAGUUCCAUCCCAUCAUCUUCUGCUGCUUCUUCAACAGAUUGCGAUGAAGACGCUGCUACUACCAACGCUCCUUCUACUUCUGGCCCCGGCUCUCCUGGAUCCACCCGUCAAGAGGGUGAACAAACAGGAGUACCAACAGGAGCGCCCACUGGAGUUCCUGGUGGAACCAGUACCGAUUGUGAAGAAGGUGCUUCUAGCAUAUACGGAUCAUUCGAAAGUCAUUUGAGUGAAACAGCUACUGGCAAUUUCGACAUCAGUACUUUACCCCAAACUCUCGAAUCCGCUACUGAGUCAUCCACUGCUGGAAGAGAGGCUUCAACUCCUGAAUAG
Kwoniella shivajii is the source of this 1509-nucleotide messenger RNA. RefSeq lists its product as uncharacterized. Lineage: Eukaryota; Fungi; Basidiomycota; Tremellomycetes; Tremellales; Cryptococcaceae. The transcript has a single exon. The record is from RefSeq and is a predicted model, not a curated record. Bases 1 to 1509 code for a protein of 502 amino acids.